This is a messenger RNA of Vespa velutina, 3732 nucleotides long. Its product is annotated as carbonic anhydrase 1-like. Gene Ontology annotation, molecular function: carbonate dehydratase activity; zinc ion binding. Bases 2927 to 3673 code for a protein of 248 amino acids. Lineage: Eukaryota; Metazoa; Arthropoda; Insecta; Hymenoptera; Vespidae. Gene Ontology annotation, cellular component: cytoplasm. The record is from RefSeq and is a predicted model, not a curated record. The transcript is spliced from 4 exons.
AAAGGAGACAAGAGUUUCUUUAGCCCUUAGAGAUAUCGAAGAUAUUUUGAAUGGAAGAAAAGAGGUGAAAAAGGAAGAACGAAGCGUUUCUCAACUUAUUUCUUCUGCUAUUCAAACGCAAUAGAAAGGAAGAAGAGGAAUCGGACUCUCCGGUGGGACAACUUUUGUAGCGAUCUGCCUUUAUGAAAUUCGAGAUUGUGAAGCACGAAGAGUAAUGACGCGAAAAGAAAAUUUAUUCGAUCGACGUUGCUCCGAGUCAUUCCCGUCCCUUAUCGUAUAUUUAUCGUACAAGAUGAACCAAUUUCUCUGGAACCAAUCGAGAAAAAGUACAGUGUGUUAAACCCGUUGUAAAUACAUGUAAACACGUGUAAUUCCUAAAUGUGUCCAUCUUAAAGAACUCAAGGGGAAGAGAUUGAGAGAAUAUCGGGAUUAAUUUUUCGGGAAGAAAUGUCACAAGUGAACGCCACGAACGUUGCCAAAAAAGCGUGUAUUCUUACUCGCAUAAUAAUUUGUAAAUAUGCGAUAUGCCGCGAGAAUCCAUAGCGACUAAUACAGCGUGCGUCAAAUUUAUCGUUAUUUUUCUUUCAUUAUACUCUCUUUUAUACUAUUUUCUACAAGUUCCGAUGGAAUCGUUUAUAAUAAGGGUGAGCUAGCUAAUACUUUUCUUUUUCCCUGUAACUUUCAGAUACAUUUCAUAUUUUUCACUAUACUAUUAUCCAAAAAUAAGUUUUUCCUUUGAAAGUAAGAACAAAAUUUGAGAUACAAGAUUAGCUGACCCAUCACUCAUAUAUAUAUACAUUAUAUAUAUAUAUAUAUACACACUUUUAUUUAAAACUCGACUUUGCAGCGAUAAGUGAGUAUACAUUAACAAUAUCCGUAUAUACAUAUACUAGAAAAAUAUCUUUGGUAGCUCGUCGCAUCGUUUAUUUCAGUUUUCGUGUCAAAUCAAAGAAUCUUUUCCUAUGUAUGUAUUUCCCGUUCGAAAGUAUAAGCUGUAUGUUUCUCUGAACGUAUCUCACAUUCGUAGAAAUGUUAUUGUACGUCGUAAGAGAGUAAUAAAAUGUUUUAUUAGGCAUGACAAUAUCAGAGCCCAUUUAUCUUUCGAGAACGUAGCGCGCAAAGUACUCUUGUAUAUUUCAUUUCGUUUUUAUUUUCUACAUUGUAUAUUUAGUAAAAAAUAUUUAUGUAUAUAGUAUAUAUGACAUUAUAAAUGUAAACCAUGAUGCUUUAUCCCUUAUUAACUCUCAUAGGAAUUUGCAUUUCGAGCAAAAUUGCUCGCAUUAAUCGAGGAAGACAGUCUGAAAGGAAUUAAAACGUAAAAGGUCAUCUAGAUUGGUACGUAUAAUUAAAAGUAAUAUCUUACUGAAAAAAAAUCUCUGAAGGCUAGGCGUAAUGAUAAACGUCACGUUCAUUCAAGUAUUGAACCGGUCUGCAAUUCGUUAGAAGCAAUCCAUCGCUCGAACAGAUUUCUCUAAAUUGUGCGACCUACGGGACUAACUCGUUAUUUUUUCCCUUUCUCAUUUUUUAAUUACGAAGAAAGUCUCUCAUCUACCUGAUUCGAGGAAAUUGCUACUGGAAGAGGAUCGAUAAGCCAAGUGACAAUUUCGCUGCAGGGUGGCUGAGUCAAGGAACCGUGAUAGGCGUAGUAAUUCCUUCCUUCCGUAUAAUGUAGCCAUGAGAGAGGAAAAGGUGGUAUAUACACUUUGCUACCGGGUUGCGUAAUGUAUCUCAAAUUUGUUACUAUGCAAUCCAGAUAAGGAUUGUCAACAGGUAUUAUCUGAAAACGUCCGCUUUAAUUCGUUGGCUGCUUCGUUUAUUUAUUAUCUUCCUUGGUAAUGGAUAAAAUAAUGAUAAAUAUAUGGAUAAAAAUAAUGAGAGAGGGAGAGGGAGAGAAUAGUCGUACGUUAAAGAAUGAGGACACGAUCACUACUCCGUCCUUUGCGCCUAAUAAAACUGCCUGGAGAGGUGAAAAGAAGCCACGUUUAACGUGAAUGAAUUGCAAUUCCAUGGCGUAUCGGACGUGAUUGAUUGUAUGCUCGCUUCCUUCGUUAUCCGAUGGACCCCAAUGAAACAUCAUCGAAUGAAAAUUGUAUGUAUCGGUUAAAGGACCUCCUUUGAUGAAGGGAUGUGCACGGCCACACCAAGUACCACAUACUAUGACUAUUAUAAAAGCGUUAAGUUUUACCUUAAGGUAUAUUACCUUGUUUCGCGGAUUCGUUAGAAUAUAUAGAAUCGGAUAUCUAUGAACUUAUACCAGAAUUUCCAUCGUUUGCCAUGAUCAUUGAGCAGGGUACUCUAUUGUGACCGAUCCAUUCGAUAUUAUCGUAUUCCCCGAUCGCAAUGGUCGUGGUGAUAUUGAUCGGCGAUUGAUUGUAACCAGUACUCUCUGGAUAAAACAUCUUCCAGGUAUGAGGUCCAUUGUGAGCCGCAUAUCCAAAUGAAAAGAUCGGCGAUUGACAUUCUUCUUCGAUGAUAGAGCUUCGUGAAAAGAUGUGGGACCACUUCAACAAUUCGCUGGACAGCAACGCUUUGUCGUUCACAAAGUGUAGAUGAAAUUUAUAAUCGUUUAGUAAUUGAAUAUUGAUCGCGCUCACAUACCUAGGAAUAAAAAGCUACCAGAUACGAUCAUCAAUUCGGGCCACGAAAAGCCCAACAUAUUUUUUUAUCAGAAUAUUAAUCAUCUGACGAUUUUACUCGUAACUCAUGGUACGUGACAUCGAUUCCAUUUUUAAACGAUACGUGAACGUUGUUUCAAGUUGGAACACUCGGCAAAUCGAUAAGUAGAUAUCGAUCUCUUCCAUUGUUCUCCCGUUAAACGGUCGACGUUGAGAAAAGAAUUCAAAAUCCUUAAGUACGAUGAAUUAAAAUUUUGCGAAGGAUGUCCACUCGAUAAAAAAGCGAAAUAGAUUUUAGUGAAGUGGGAAGGAUGCAGUGCGCUGGUGACAGCCCUAAAUGGGGUCAAUCUCCUGUGGAUAUAGACGACAAUCAUGUUCUUAGAGUAGAAUAUCCUCCGCUUACUAUGAGUGGCCAUUGGAGUCAGGAUGGUUAUGCGAAUAUAAGGAACACUGGAUCUACUGUCGGAAUAACUCUGGAGGGUAAUAGAAGUCCAGCUAGUAUACGUGGUGGUCCGCUGACAGACGACGUAUACGAAUUCUCGGAAGUUGUCUUUCGUUGGGGCUCAUCGAAUUGUAAAGGAGCCGAACAUACUCUCAAUGGAACGUGGUUUACAAUGGAAGCUCAAAUUAUACACUUUAAUCUUCGAUACGAAGAAAUUGAAAAGUGCUGGGAUAAGAGAGACGGUCUCGCGAUUUGCUCCUAUUUUCUUCAGGUCUAUCAACUUCCCGCUUGGGACGAACAUCCAUUGUUCUCGAAGAUCACCGAUAAUUUGUAUAAAAUCACCGAACCAGAGUCCACCGCGAAAAUAUCAUCUAACUGCUUGAGUUGGAUGAGACAAGCCUGUCAAACGCCAGGCUAUUAUAGCUACACCGGUUCCAUUACGACUUGGCCCUAUCACGAGUGCGUGACUUGGAUCAUUUUUCCAGAACCCGUACGAAUCUCGGAAAAUCAAGCGCAAUGUUUCAGAAUGUUAAGAAACAAACAGGGAACAUUUAUUAAAGAGAAUUAUCGUGAGGUUCAGAAGCUCAAUUCCCGAAUAAUUUAUUAUAUUUGUUGAAGCUACGUUUCUAUUUCUAUAAAAAUUGUAUAUCUGCCCAUUAUUCAUAUUUCAUUAUA